ACCCUGUCCAGCCAGCUUUAAGCAUUCAGCAUUCACAGAACCUUCAGGGCACCCCUUCCUGGUGACCACAACUUGCCAUCCUUUUUGUGGUCUCUUGGGUCAUGCUGUUUGUUCUGGAUCUCUGGUGUGGAUAGCCUGGGUGGGGAAGGCCUGUUUAUCACAUCCUACCUACACUUGGCCCCUUCUGCAGGUUGCCUGCUGCUCUGCAAGCUUUCUGUCCUCCUGGGUGGUAACAGCGAGCCUGUGGAUGGGGAUUGGUUUCAGACAUCAAAGGUGACCAGGUGACAAGCUUUUCAAAGGCUGUGGCCCUGCAUCCCCAGACCCUCCUAAACUCUGGGUGGGUCUUUCAGCCUUUGCAGAGAAGCAAAGGAGCACAGCCUGAAUGUCCUGCCUUCCGUGUCCCUGUGGGGACCCACAGGCGCUGCCUUGUCACUCAGCUGGUGGGGCUAUGGGUCUGGGUGAGAGGUCUUCCUUCUCCCGCCUUGAGUUUUGCGCCACAUUCCCGUGGGCUGCUGUAGGAGCGCCUUGCCUGGGAUCUCUCACUUGUCCCUCUCCACUCCUGCGCGGCUCUGUCCCCCGCCCGCGCCCAGCGUGGCGCGCCCCCUCUCUGAGCGCGGGCGGGCGCUGAACAGUGUCGCCGACCGCCUGCAGGUGUCUCCCCACGGAGGGGCGCGCGUCCCUGCGCCGUGGCCGCUGCCAGGCGCCAGCCGCUGCUCGCCGAGGCGCACUCGCGCUCCGGGCUCCGGACGCGCUGGUCCGCUCCACUCCGCAGCCCCGACCGCCCUGCGUCCCCGUCGUCCCGCGUCUCCGCCGGGGGCCAUGGGCCCGCGCCGCGAGCGCCAUCGCCGACCGCAGGCACCCGAACCCCGGGGCGGCCGCUGACGCGGGCGCCGCUGCCAACUUCGCACGGAGCUGCGGGCGGCGCGGGAGGCAUGAAGACGAGCCGCCGCGGCCGAGCGCUCCUGGCCGUGGCCUUGAACCUGCUGGCGCUGCUCUUCGCCACUACCGCCUUCCUCACCACGCACUGGUGCCAGGGCACGCAGCGGGUGCCCAAGCCGGGCUGCGGCCAGGGCGGCGGCGCCAACUGCCCCAACUCGGGUGCCAACGCCACGGUCAACAGCACGGCUGCCCCCGCCGCUGCCGCGGCUAGCCCGGCCGGCGCGCCCUACAGCUGGGAGGCGGGCGACGAGCGCUUCCAGCUGCGCCGCUUCCACACCGGCAUCUGGUACUCGUGUGAGGAGCAGCUCGGUGGCCCCGGUGAGACAUGCCGCAGCUUCAUUGACCUGGCCCCAGCCUCAGAGAAAGGGGUGCUGUGGCUGUCGGUGGUCUCCGAGGUGCUCUACAUCCUUCUGCUGGUGGUCGGCUUCAGCCUCAUGUGUCUUGAGCUCCUCCACUCCAGCAGCGUCAUAGACGGACUCAAGCUCAACGCCUUCGCUGCCGUCUUCACGGUGCUCUCAGGCCUCCUGGGAAUGGUCGCGCACAUGAUGUACACACAGGUGUUCCAGGUCACCGUGAGCCUCGGCCCUGAAGACUGGAGACCUCAUUCCUGGGACUAUGGGUGGUCUUUCUGCUUGGCCUGGGGUUCGUUUACCUGCUGCAUGGCGGCGUCUGUCACUACGCUCAACUCCUACACCAAGACAGUCAUUGAGUUCCGGCACAAGCGCAAGGUCUUUGAGCAGGGUUACCGGGAGGAGCCGACCUUCAUAGACCCCGAGGCCAUCAAGUACUUCCGGGAGAGGAUUGAGAAGGGGGAUGUGAGUGAAGAGGAAGACUUCCGUCUCGCCUGCCGCCAUGAGAGAUACCCCACCCGGCACCAGCCACACAUGGGAGACUCCUGGCCACGGAGCUCAGCUCAUGAGGCGGCAGAGCUAAACCGUCAGUGCUGGGUCCUGGGGCACUGGGUGUGAUGUGACCCCAGCCAGCCCCUGCCUUCCUGCCAUCACUGGCACCACCCCUCCCACAGGACAUGGAAGCCUGGUCUGUGUGCUGUGGACUCAGCUCUCCUGUCCCGGAGACACCAGGCCUAGACUGCCACCGCUGCCUGGGUCUUGGGGCCCCAGAGACAGGUCAGGCAGGCCUGAGGGACUGUCCAGGCUGCACAGAGACUUGGAGACAGCAGCCACCACCACACUUAAGAGCCCCACCCAGCUGGGAAGUCAGGAAGGACACGGGCAUUGACCACUGAAUGCUGGAUACCCACAGUCAGACACAAAGCCAAGCAGGUGCCCAAAGGGGCAGGGUCCUGUGGGGACACGGAGCAGGGCUUAUUGAAGGGGAGGCAGUGGCUGCCUCUGUGGGGGGGUCAUACAGCAGGCACACACCUGGGGCUCAAUAAAUGCUUGUUGAACCUGUUCUCUUGCUAUGUGUGGGCUGGCUUCCCCAUCAUUAUCCUGCCCUGGAGGUGUGAGGCCUGGCCACCAAGGUCAGGGUCAACCAUCCAUCAAUGAGCAAGAGUCCAGCCUGGCCUGGGGGAGGUCAGGAUGGAGACAGGUGGGCAGAGCUGCCAGGGUCCUGAGCAUGGCAGGAGGAACAGACUAGGAGCUGGAGGAAGCACUGUGUUCGGGAACCUCAGCAAUGUGACACCACCCUGACCCUGGGGACCCUUUACCCUGUGUCUAGGGCCACUUGACAUAAAACUUCUGACUCAGCUGCCAGAGGAAAAAUAAUUUCUGUCUUGACCAUGAGAGCUUGGGGUCCAGAGAGGGAAGUUUCUUGCUUGAGAUUAGAGCUGUCAUGUGGGAGAGUGAAUGUAAACCACACUCAGUCCUGGUUAAAUCUCCCAAGAGGCCUCAUCCUGCCCUGAAGGAUUUCUAGAGAUUGACAGAGCAAGGCAGAAUGUGGUCUUCUUCAUUCAUCCACCUGUUACCCAUCCACCCACUACCCAUCCGUUUAGCCAACAUUCACUCACCAUCAUCUACCCACCCACCCUCUCAUCUAUCCACCCACUCAUCUAUCCACCCACUCAUCUGUCCAUCCACUCAUCCAUACAUGAUUCUUCAGUUCAUCAUCCAGUCACCCGUCAUCCAUCUAUCAUUUACCCACCACCCAUCCAUGGAUCAUAACCCAUUUAGCCAACAUCCAUCCUAUCCACCAUAUAUUCAGGAUUCAUCCAUCCACUCAUUCAUCCAUUUAGCAGCAUGUAUCUACUCAUCACCUAUCCAACCAUCCAUCCUACUCACCCAUCUAGCAUCCAUCCAUCUGCCCAUCCAUCCACUAACCAUGAAUACAUCAUCCAUAUAUCUGUCUUCAAUUAUCCAUUCACCCAUGAUUCAACCAUCCAUUAUCCAUCAUUGCCAUUUCUCUUGUCAAUUAUCCACUAAUUCGUUGGCCAUCUUCAUCAUCUAGCUAUGCAUCCAUCCAUCUGUCUGCAAACAGGUGUCUUCUAUUGUACUCCUACUGUGUGCCGCACACUGUGGUAGGCCCUUGAGAUGGGACGCUGAAGCUUCCAGAGAAGUAGACAAGUAAAGAAAUGGGAGAUGACAGUUCAGUGCAUGCAUGCUGGGUGUGGUACCUGCCCUGGAGUCAGACUGCCUAGCAUCGGGUCCUGUCUCCUCAGCCCCCGUGGCCUUAUCCUGCAGAUGAGAGUCUUCACUGUAUCUACCUCUUACAGCUGCUGGAGGGCGACACAGACUGGUGCCUGUGAGCACAGGGGGGCAGAGUCUGGAUCACAGGAAGCACCCUGACAUCAUGUCAACAAGGGGAGUUGGGGCUAUGGGGCUGAGGCAGCGCCUGUUGGAGACCACCUGAAGGGUAGGUGAUCAAGGAAAUGACACCCAAGGCAUCUUGCUGGUGUCGGGUUGUAGAGGGAAGCACAGGACAUGAGAGGGCUUUCAAAUGGUCCAAACGACAAGCGUGAAGGAAAAGGAGGGCUGUGAGGGUAGAACCUGGCAGGAGAGAGGACUCAAAGCUUCACAAGGGACCCAUAGCUUAUCCCGGGACAGCUGGGUGCUCUGUGCAGAGUGGGACUGGCCAAGAUGUGUAGUCUAGGAAGUCACCCCAGCUCUGGGCUAGAGCAGAUGACUAAGGCAGGACUCCCGUGUCCUUGCAGGGCCCUGAGUGAGAGGAGAGUGCUGUGGCUGAGGAAAGAGGCUUGUGGAGAGUCAGGUAGCCAACUCAGGGGCCAAGAGGAGGGACUGGCAUGGGAUGAGGAUGCAGGAAAAAGGGAUUUGAGCUUCAGGUCUCUGUCCUAUGUCAGGCUGGGCACCUGGGGGUGAAGAGUGGACCCCACACUUCUGUGUACAUGCAUGUCUGUGCUGUUACUCUGAGAGCACCUCUCUUCGACUUUGCAUUCAUACAGUUGGUAUGGGGGGCUGUGGCAGAGACGAAGUUGGCCUGGGCAGACUCCUACACAGCUAUGAAGGCCCCAGAAGGCUAGCACAGGGAGCUGCGGCAUUGGCCUUGUGCAAGUGGGAGCCACUGUGAUGGGUCCCGAGCAAGGUCAUUGGUCUGGAAUCUGGGCCCACCACCAGGAACUUUGUUGGUCUUGAUGGUCAUCCAGGGCUUUGUGAAGUUGGUCAUGGGCCCAAGGAGGCCCAGGAAAUGAUUUUAGUUGCAAAUCUGUCAUCUAUUUUAAUAGCUGUGUUUAUGUAAAUGUGUAUUAGAAAACUGUACGGGCGUGUCCACACACGUGUCAAGCAUUGCAGCUUAGAAUGAACCACAAUAGGCAUUUCAGUAAAAAAAAGUUGGCUUAAAGAAAAAUACUAAAUAAAUAAUCAUGCAAGUGG
Peromyscus californicus insignis is the source of this 4724-nucleotide messenger RNA. It is a transcript of the gene Gsg1l, whose product is annotated as GSG1 like. Bases 933 to 1907 code for a protein of 324 amino acids. Lineage: Eukaryota; Metazoa; Chordata; Mammalia; Rodentia; Cricetidae. Gene Ontology annotation, cellular component: plasma membrane. The transcript has 7 exons. The record is from RefSeq and is a predicted model, not a curated record.